ACGCGUACAUGGAAUUGUAAAGGUUGAAAAGGAAAGUCCAUGACUUGGUCUUCUUCGCCUUCUUCCGUCUCUCUCUUCAUUCUUAGCUUGCUAAUAAAACCAAACAACGAAUCCAUUUGCACCUCAAUCCCGAUCGAUAAACCUGUUAUCUGUGAUCCAUCACUUCAACUCUGGUUCUUGUUAUUUGACAAUGGAGGAAGCAUAUGCCUUGAAGCAUUUUCUGAAAAUGAUCCUCCCACGGUUACAGGUUGCAAGCACGAAUUUCAUCUUCAGUGCAUUCUUGAAUGGUGUCAAAGGAGCUCACAAUGUCCAAUGUGUUGGCAGUCCAUCAGCUUGAAGGACCCUAGCAGUCAGGAGUUGCUUGAUGCUAUAGAGCAAGAAAGAAGUAUUGCAAAUAACCCAGCUCUGAAUGCAACGAUAUUUCAUCAUCCAACCUUUGGCGAUUUUGAGUUACAACAUUUGCCGGUUGGUGCGACUGAUUCGGAGCUUGAGGAACGUAUAAUUCAGCACUUAGCUGCUGCAGCAGCAAUGGGCAGGGCACGUCAUAUGGCUAGGAGGGAAGGCCACAGAACGAGAACAUCCGGGCAGGGGCAAGGGCGCCCUCGUUUUUUGGGUUUCUCUGCCCAACCUAGCGUACCUUCCCCUACUCGACCUACUACCAGUGAUGAUGUUCAAACCACCCCUACCCCUACCCCUACAAUUGGAUUGGGAACCGUGCAUGAAGAACCUGUUCCAUCCUCAUCCUCUGUCCCUGCUACCGAAUCACCUGCUUCAUCAUUCGUCUCCACCAUUGUUCCUGCACGUCCACAUGAACCGCCUCCACCAGAAAGUAUUAGUAGGUCAGGCAACCAAGAUAGAGCAGGCCCUUCAGAAGCACACUCGUUUUCAGAUUUCAAAACCCGAGUCAAUGCAAUAUCAUUGAGAUAUAAGGACUCGAUUACGAAGACCACAAAGAGUUGGAAAGAAAGAUUAUUUUCACGCAACAACAGCGCCACAGAUGAUGGCUCUAAAGAUAGGGGCGAGGGCAGUGCGACGUUAUCACGUAUGAUGGACCAUCUUCAACAAGACUUAGGACACAUGGACAGUACCACAAGUCCACGUGUCCAGAACACCAACAAUUCUGCAAGUCGAAAUGAGAUUACAGGUUCAGCACCAGCACCAGCACCAAAUUCCGGUAUAGAGUGAGGGUCUGAUCUAUAAUUUUUCAUAUUAAGGAUUGUAUGAUUAAAAUACUACAUGGAUAAAUUAUAUGCCAUCUCUCGAGUAAAUGUUAUAUGAAUAAAGAUUGUUUUUCAUUUUUACUUUUAUUUUAAUUUUACAGAAAGAGCCAUUUGAAUGAGUAA
This is a messenger RNA of Lactuca virosa, 1343 nucleotides long. Lineage: Eukaryota; Viridiplantae; Streptophyta; Magnoliopsida; Asterales; Asteraceae. The record is from the annotation of a GenBank genome assembly.